Chiroxiphia lanceolata (lance-tailed manakin) is the source of this 4791-nucleotide messenger RNA. It is a transcript of the gene ANKFN1, whose product is annotated as ankyrin repeat and fibronectin type III domain containing 1. Gene Ontology annotation, biological process: regulation of establishment of bipolar cell polarity; establishment of mitotic spindle orientation. Bases 683 to 3922 code for a protein of 1079 amino acids. Gene Ontology annotation, molecular function: protein binding. Gene Ontology annotation, cellular component: spindle. Lineage: Eukaryota; Metazoa; Chordata; Aves; Passeriformes; Pipridae. The transcript has 22 exons. The record is from RefSeq and is a predicted model, not a curated record.
ACUGCCACCUGAGGGAAAGCUGCUCUCCUGUCAGGAGGAAAACCCCUCUCCUGCUCACCUGAGGGAAAGCGUCUCUCUGGACACCUCAGGGAAAGCUUCUCUCACCUGAGGGAAAGUUUCUCUCCUGCUAAAGUGUCAGGAAGUGGUGCUGAGUUGGCAGCAGUAUACACCAUCCCAGAGGAGGCUGUAAAAAGCUCCGGGAGUGGGAGAUGACAGAGCAGCCACACUGCCCGUGCUCGGGGAGCAAGAGAACUCCAGUGGUGACAUGAAUUAUUGGAAGAGUGUUCAUCCAGGGAAUUGCAGGCAGACAAAGCAGCUCUGAUGAAAUGCAUCCCCGUCAAAGACAGUUUGUUUCAGCUGAGGCUUGAAUAACAGCACAAGUGAAAAACAGAGUAGCCUGGAGAGGGGGAAAGCGAAGUGGAGUCACUGUACUUUUGGAGGCUACAACAAGCUAAAAGCACACAGGACCCAUGGCAUCUUUGACAUGGAAACAAGAGCUUCCCAUAUCAGUCACUCCUAGAGCUGCACAGUAUAAGGAAGAGGUUUACUCAUUCUGCCCAGAGGCUGAGCCAGCAGAGACAGCAAAGCUAAUGUGAUCCAUUGAAGGAAGACAGUGGACAAUUACCAGCAACUUGGUCACGUUUUUGCCUUGGAUAGCCUAAGCUGAAACUUCCAGCUGAAAAUGACCCAGCAAAUGCACAACCUGAGUCUCCUGCAGACCAAGAAGCACAGCAUGCCCUCCUCUCCCAACGCUGCCAAGCGGCUCUAUCGGAACCUGUCGGAGAAGCUGAAGGGCAGCCACACGUCCUUCGACGAGGCCUAUUUCCGAGCGCGCUCCGACCGCCUCAGCCUCCGUAAGACCUCCAUGAAUUUCCAGUGCAAUGAAGCAAUGUUUGAGGCCGUGGAACAGCAGGAUCUGGAUGCUGUUCAGAUUCUUCUUUAUCAAUACACACUGGAGGAACUGGACCUGAACACACCAAACAGUGAGGGACUGACUCCUCUGGAUAUUGCCAUUUUGACAAAUAAUGUCCCUAUUGCUAAGACCCUUCUGCACGUUGGGGCAAAGGAAAGCCCACACUUUGUUGACAUGGAAAGCAGGUCGGUGCAUCUGAGCACGUUGGUCCAGGAGGCCCAGCAGAGAGUGACUGAACUGUCUGCACAGGUGGGGAGCGAAGGGCUGGGCACCGACACCUCGGAGAGGGAGAAGCAGCUGAAGGCCUGGGAGUGGAGGUCCAGGCUCUACCAGCGCAUGAAGGCCGGCUACGAACACGCCCGAGCCCCUGAGGCGCCAACCAAUGUCUGUCUCAUGGUAACAAGCAGUACAUCACUCACUGUCACCUUCCAAGAACCUCUGAGUGUCAACUCAGCUGUGGUGACCAAGUAUAAAGUGGAAUGGAGCUCUUCAGAAGACUUUUCUCCUUUGGCUGGUGAAAUAAUUAUGGAUAAUCUUCAGUCUUUGAGGUGCUCCAUCACGGGUCUCAGAACAGGCCAGAGGUAUUAUGUCCAUGUUUCAGCGUACAACAUGAGAGGAUGGGGACCUCCAAGGAAAUCUACUCCUGAAUAUGCUUCUCCUUCAAACUGGAAAGACUGCAGUGGAAGAGAACCUCGGCACAGGGGACACACUGAGGCCCUGGAACGCCUCCUUCAGCAGGUUCGAGCAGCUCAUCAGCACUAUAAUUGCAGAGAAAGUUCUAAAUUACAAAAUGCUGGUCGCAAGCAAUCGGUUUCCAGGAGCCUGAAGCACCUUUUCCAUUCAUCAAACAAGUUUGUGAAGACCCUGAAACGGGGACUCUACUUAUGUGUUAUACUUUUUUACAAAGACAAUUUGUUAGUAACCAACGAAGAUCAAAUCCCAAUUGUGGAAAUCGAUGACUCUCACAGUAGUUCAGUUAUGCAGGAUUUCCUGUGGUUCACAAAGUUGUCUUGCAUGUGGGAUGACAUCAGGUGGCUGAGGCAGAACAUGGCUGUGUCCGUGUCCUCAUCCACAGCCCUUCAGGCCAGGCAGAAGAUGCUUUCAGCAGCAGCACAGCUACAGAAUUUGCUGGGAACUCACAACUUAGGCAGAGUUUUUUAUGAACCAAUCAAGGACCGACAUGGCAAUAUGCUGAUAGUUACUGUAAGAGAAGUGGAGAGUCUGUAUUCAUUUUUUAAUGGCAAAUGGAUGCAGGUAUCCAAACUACAAAGCCAGAGGAAAUCCCUUUCAACUCCAGAGGAGCCAACAGCAUUAGACAUCUUGCUUAUAACAAUCCAGGACAUACUUUCCUAUCACAAACGAAGUCAGCAACGCCUCCCUCCCGGCCUGUAUCUGGGUUACCUUAAACUCUGCAGUUCUGUGGAUCAAAUCAAAGUGCUGGUGCUGCAGAAGUUGCCCAAUGUCCUGUGUCAUGUUAAAAUCCGGGACAACAGCAAUGUCUCCAAAGAUGAGUGGGAAUGGAUCCAAACACUUUCUGGCUCAGAAUCUGUGGAAAGUAUGGAUCAUACUUCAGACUGCCCUACUCAAUUGUUCUUGUAUGAGCUCCAGACAGCAGUGAAAGCUCUCCUCAAACAGAUCAAUCUACCUCUGCAUCAGGCAAAGCACUUCCGUCUGUACACACAGGAGGUGUUGGAACUGGGUCACAAUGUCUCCUUUCUUCUCCUGCUCCCCGCCUCAGACGACGUCUGCACUGCCCCAGGACAGAAUAAUCCUUACACCCCACACUCAGGAUUUCUUAACCUCCCUCUUCAGAUGUUUGAACUCGUUCAUUUUUGCUGUUACAAGGAAAAAUUUAUAAGCCUGUAUUGCCGCCUUUCUGCUGUCAUAGAGCUGGACUCUCUGAAAACCCAGCAAUCCCUGAGGGAAGCAAUUUCAGACAGUGAAGUCGCUGCAGCCAAACAAAGACACCAGCAAGUUAUAGACUACAUACAGCAAAUCGAUGAGAUCUGGAGGGAAAUGAGAUGGAUCACAGAAGCACUGCAGUAUGCAAGGUACAAGCAGCCAGCAGCUGGCCUGCCCAUAAAGAAGUUUGUGGAUCUUUCAGAAGAACACCCUCAAAAGAAAAUGAGCUCCACCUCUUCACACCUAGACUGUCUUCCUUCACCUCCCCCUUCCCCUGAGGCCAGAAUCCAGAGGAGAAAAGCUGUGAGUGACUCCCAGCCCUGCUCAGACGAGGAAGGCUGCUCUGAAGUGUUCCUGCCCACUGACAGCGACUACGACUCCAGCGACGCGCUGAGCCCCAGGGAACUGGACCUGAUUUACUCCUCGUCCCAGGACAUCUCCCAGCAGGCCAGCAGUGGUCUGGGAGGGAGUGCUCCUGAUGUCCUCCAAGCCCACGACAUGAAGCCCUGCCUGACUCUCCAAGAAGGCCCAACAGAGUGUGGUGCCUUCGAUCCUCACGCUGAAUGUUGCACAGAGUCCAUGAGCAAUCUGACCCUGUCGGGGCUCACAUCGAAAAGCACGGACAAGUCCUCCAGCUCCAAGCAGCCACUGGGCUUUUUAGGGAAAAGGAAGCUCGGGAAGCACCAACACUACAACUAUUUCGGCCGGCAGCACCGCUGGCUGCGCGUGCACAGCGAGACACAGGCGGGCUCCCUGUCCGAGGGGGUCUACACCCAGCAUCUCAUGAGAUCUCCAGAUCUGUCCCAAGAGCCUCCCUCCAGCGAGCAGUUAAAGAGCCCCAGCGAUGGGUCCCGGAGCACUUUCGUACCUCACGCAUCCAGCCUCCCAGAAGAUGAGCAAGGCAAGUAUGAGGAACCGAGGCAGAAUGUCCACAGGAUACACGUGGAGCCUUAUGAAACGACAUUUGGGGAUGAGGAGGGCAAGCCCUGGGCAAUGAGCACGCAGUCUGCAGGACACACAGAUGUGCACAGUGCUAUGCAACAGACCACGGGUCCAGAUGAGCAGCUGGGUUCUGCUGUCCCAGAAGUCUUCAGCAGCACCCUUUAGCCCCAGAAUCCUGCACGGCUUCCCAUGAGAUAUGAGCAUUAUGCACAUAAGGCCAUACUUUCAAAACCACUUGUAAAAUUCCAGCUCCUGAAACGGCAGCUCACGCCACCCAGAAGAAUCCUGAUCUUUUGACUUCCUCAUCAGGUUUCUGGUCUCACAGAGGUAUCAUCUGUCAGGGUGUGAGCAUUAUUGUUAUUAUUGGCAUCUGCAGGUUUGCAGGUAGAGUCCCAACAAUCACCACAUAACAGAACAAUCUGUGGCUGCAAAUCCAGUAACAGCAGGUCUCUUGAUGUCCAUGUUUCUCUGAGCAUGCAAAAUUUUAAGCAUGAGUGGUUCUGCCUGCAAGUUAGCAGCAACUUGGUGUCCUCAUCUUAGGGCUGUGUCCUAAACUUCUAUUUACCUGUUUUCCGCUGUUUCCUGUAAAUUUUUCUACUUCUCAGCCUUCUCGAGUGGAUUUAGGUUGGAUAUAACUGGAGUGCUAACUGGUCUAGUAACACAAAUAACCCAGAGUUUCUGGGCAUUUAAAGAAAUGAAAAUUCUUUCAGUAUCUACAAAAUGCAGUCAACACCAUCUCUGACUGCCGUCAGAGCCUGACAUAAUUAGCACAAUGGGGUUUUUUCAGGAGCUUAGAUUUCAAAUUAUUUAUGUAGCAAGUUAUUUUAAGACCUUAGGAGGUGAACCUUUGAGGUCAAGAGCAGGCAGAGUGAGGCCAGGUUCUAGAGGAAAAAUAGGCAGGGUCUGCAUGAGAUGGAAGCAAAGUUUGAUCUGUCUUCUGCCACCACACAAGAGCACAUUUCAUUAUGUUGGAAUAACUUUUAUACAUCCCUUGGAAAGAAAUGCCCCUAUUCUCGUUCCUGAAUAUUCACUGU